Messenger RNA from Leptopilina boulardi, 1326 nucleotides. RefSeq names its product odorant receptor 22c-like. Gene Ontology annotation, molecular function: odorant binding; olfactory receptor activity. Gene Ontology annotation, biological process: detection of chemical stimulus involved in sensory perception of smell; sensory perception of smell. Gene Ontology annotation, cellular component: plasma membrane. Bases 55 to 1212 code for a protein of 385 amino acids. The record is from RefSeq and is a predicted model, not a curated record. NCBI's taxonomy places the organism in Eukaryota, Metazoa, Arthropoda, Insecta, Hymenoptera, Figitidae. The transcript is spliced from 9 exons.
UUUCAUCAUAUACAGUAAGAAGUAACUAGUCUUAGAGUGCUUAAUGAGAAAAAAAUGAAAGACAUCUUUGAUAAUCGUUACUUUUAUAUUAAUAAAUUUCUUAUGUCUUUCAUCGGCCAAUGGCCAUUUCACAGUGCAAGACGAAAUUUUGUCAUUCAGUGUUUUAUAGUUUUUAGUAUUUCAUCUUUUUUUAUUGUUCUCAUAGGUGGCGUUAUUCAAGUACGGCACAAUACCAGUAAAAUGAUGGAGGGCUUUCCAUUAAUUUUUACAGCAUUUAAUUCUUUUGUUUAUUUUAUAGUUUGUUCAUUUAAACGAAAUAUGUUGUUUCGACUUUUUAAUGAUAUCAAAUGUAAUUUGGAAUUUUGGUCAUCUGAAAAGGAGCAAUUAAUUAUUUUACAUCACGUCAAUAAUGGAAGAAUAUUAACUAUUUAUUGCACGGGAAUCCUUAUUAUCACAACAAUUCUUUUUAUCAGCACAUCAUUAACUCCACAAAUACUUAACAUUGUUUUACCACUUAAUGAAUCAAGACCAAAGAAAUUUCCAUUUCAAGUUUAUUAUAACGUUGAUUGUCCCGAGGAUUAUUUUUAUUUUAUUACUGUUCACUUAAUAUCUAUUGGCAUUAUAAUAGUAUUUAUUAUUAUUGGCGCUGAAUCGGUAUUUUCUGUUCUCACCGAGCAUGCAUGUGCAUUAUUUAAAAUUGUCAGUUUACAAUUACAAAAAAUUGAUCCCACUGAAAGUGAAACUGAAAAUUUGAAAGUAUUGGUUUUAUGUAUAGAACAUCAUAAGCGGGCAAUUGAAUUUUGCAAUGGCAUUGAAUCUCUUUACAGUCCCUAUUUUUUGCUCAUGUUGGUUGCAUAUUCUGCUUUUAUUGCUGUUUGUUUAAUUGAGAUUGUUUUAAAUCUUAAUAAUAUUGAAACUUUUUUGAGAUCUGUGGCCACUCUUUCAACGGGAUUGAUUUAUAUUUUUUUAAAUAGUUUCAUGGUUCAAAGAUUUAUGGAUUACAGCACUGCUCUUUCAGAUACUAUAUACCAGGGUAAUUGGUAUGAAAUGUCACUGAAAAUAAGAAAAAUUCUAUUACUCAUUAUGAUGAGGAGUAGAAUCCCUUGUAAAGUAACUUGCGGCAAAAUGAGAGAUUUAACUUUGAUAAAUGUUUCUUCGUUACUUCAAACUUCUUUUUCAUCAUUCACUCUACUAAUGUCAGUGACAUCAUGAAGAAUUGAUUUUUUCUUUUUAAUUAUAAAAUUGGCAGAUUAAUAUUUCUAUGUUCUGUUCUCUAAUAUUUCAUUAAAUUAUAAAAAGAAACUAUUUUUGAAAAAUAAUAAUAAA